AACCGCAGAAGGGACAACCCAAAUGGAGUAAGGGAGCUGCAUCGUCGGAUGAUACAGGCUCGGAUCGCAAGUCGUCAAUAUCGAAUUCCCCGAAAACAUCGUCUUCGCCUGCGCCUCAGCAAUCCCCGCGCUCGAACUGGCCCUCGAACCGUCGAGAGCGUUCUCAGUCCAACCUUGCCCCAAAUAACCCUACAGGGGCGCAAAAGAAUCGCUUGAUGGCAGCAAACUUUGGGAACUCUUCGGGAGAUUCGCGACGGGGAGUAGCGUCUCCUCGGCCAAAGGGUCGCGCCAAGAACACCCCAUGCCGAAAUGUCACCAUCUACGGCCAUUGUCGAUAUGAAAAUACGUGUCCAUAUAUUCACGAUGUGAAUCAAAAUAUAAAACAAAACGAAAACGCGAAAAAGAGGUUCAAUGUCGACUCACCAUCAUUUACACCUCUUCAACCCAACACUAACGGUUCUCUAACUCCCUCUUCCCGAAGUGUUGCCAUCUCUCCGAAAGCUGCUAAUGCCGCCAUAUUCACCCCAAAGUCUCAGAGAUCAACUACGAGCACUCCAAGCCUUCACAGUAAAGAGCCAGUGGAAUGGCAUCCGCCUCAAGACUUUGCGGAGUUUGUUCCAGGGCAAGGUUUUGAGACCCAAAUGGUUGAUCCAAACGCAUCUGCACAAACACUUGGUUUUGACCCCUUCAGUACACAAAGCCUUACCCAGUCUCUAGCCGGAACCACUCACCAAGCGCCCCCCAUCAAUCCGUAUGCCCAGGACCCGUCCGGGCUCCAAGGGGCAUCGUACUUUCAGAAUGCCAAUGCAUUCCAAACUUCACCUGCAUACCAUUUAUAUUGGCCUGUAGGACCACAGCCUACGAACCUGCUUGGCUAUCAACGCACGGCGCACGACUUCUUCAUUCCGGAUGCACUUCGUGAGGAACUGCAGAAGAAGUCGGAGGUAGCUCGCCAGAUUCUUACCAAUUCGUCACUGCCUGCCAUCGAACAAUAUCAUUCUUUAGUGUGCUUGGACACUGCACAUAAUAAGAAUCAAACUCUAUUUGGAUAUCCAAGCUGGGUCUACAAGGCUGCAUCUAGCAAAGAUGGUAAUUCGUACACUCUUCGACGCCUGGAGAAUUUCCGACUUACCAAUGAGAACGCGAUCAGGUCGGUGCAAGCUUGGAAGCGAGUGUUCAAUGGAAGUGUUGUAACCAUUCAUGACGCAUUCACCACAAGGGCUUUCGGCGACAGUUCGCUCAUCUUUGUCACCGACUACCAUCCGGGCUCGAAAUCCCUGGCCGAAGAGCACUUCAAAACGCAGCCUAUAGCGAGUCGCUUCCAUGGAGCAAGACAGCCGACUACCAACCACGUCCACGAGCAAGUACUAUGGGGGUACCUCGUGCAACUUGCCUCAGCUUUGAAGGCCAUUCAUAGUGUAGGACUAGCGGCGCGGCUUAUCACCCCAUCCAAAGUCCUUCUCACCAGUAAGAACCGUGUUCGUCUGAAUGCGUGCGCCAUCCUGGAUGUUGUGCAAUUUGAUAACGCUCGACCACUUCCCGAGCUCCAAGCCGACGAUCUGAUGCAGCUCGGACGUCUUAUUCUUUGUAUCGCAAACAGCAGUUCAACUGCACACUUGAACAUGCAGAAGUCUAUGGAGCACAUUACCCGCAAUUACACAACGCGUCUCAAGGAGUGCAUUCAGUGGCUUCUCAGUCCUCCACCAACUCCUGGCGCCCCUACAUCGCCCACUGGAGGCGUGCCGUUACCUAAAGAGAUCGAUAGCUUCUUGACCGGAAUAUGCGAUCAAUUCUGCUCUGUCUUUGAUAGCACGCUUCAUGCCGAAGACACACUUUUCAACACGCUGGGUCGUGAAUUGGAGUCAUCUCGACUUGUCCGGCUCCUUGUCAAGCUCAACUUCAUCAAUGAGCGGCCCGAGUUGGAUGCAUCCAUACCCAUACCCAGCGGAAGCACCACAAACCCAUCCGCAUCUUGGGCGGAAACCGGCGAACGAUACUACUUGAAGCUGUUCCGUGACUACGUAUUCCACCAGGUUGACCAGAGCGGACGUCCAGUUAUGAACUUGGCGCAUGUACUCGACUGCCUAAACAAACUUGAUGCCGGUAGUGAGGAGAAGAUAGCUUUGAUCAGCCGAGAUGAACAAAAUGUACUGGUUGUUAGCUACCGCGAGCUGAAGCGAGGAGUUGAAUCAGCUUUCCAGGACCUGAUCAAAGCAGGACGAGGUGGUACCCGAUAAGAGUGUACAUGCUCGUCGAAAUAGAUACGGCAUAGAGAGGGCUUUGGCUGUUAUAUUGAUACAAGUCGGGUCCCGGUAGCGCUGUUUGUGCACAGUAAGCCUGUGCAACGCUUGGAUAUUUUUAUUUGCAUUGAUUUACCAGGGGAGUGGAGACAGUGGAAGCAACAAUGACGGGGGAAUGUGGGAAAUAUUGGGCAGUAAAUUAUGAAUAACCCUCCAAUUGAAAACACACUUUACACUUCAUCUAUAUCCAAGUUCCUUGUUGAGUGGAAAUACCUAACGUCUAUGCAAAAACCGACAACCUUCGUUCAGAACUCAACAGUGUUUUGAU
Messenger RNA from Aaosphaeria arxii CBS 175.79, 2568 nucleotides. RefSeq names its product PAB-dependent poly(A)-specific ribonuclease subunit PAN3. Bases 216 to 2237 code for a protein of 673 amino acids. Gene Ontology annotation, biological process: nuclear-transcribed mRNA poly(A) tail shortening; mRNA processing. Gene Ontology annotation, cellular component: P-body; PAN complex. Gene Ontology annotation, molecular function: metal ion binding; poly(A) binding. The record is from RefSeq and is a predicted model, not a curated record. Lineage: Eukaryota; Fungi; Ascomycota; Dothideomycetes; Pleosporales. The transcript is spliced from 5 exons.